CGCAAUUGACACUAUGACAGAUAACCUGAUCUGAUCAAUUCAUAUUUACAUUACAAAAACAAACCGCUUGUUCUGAAAGUUUGAAAUAUUAACUCUAUUAUAGUGUGUUCAAUAGAGGCCAAUUAUAUAUAUAAACAUGAAACGAAUUUUUAUAUUACUUGCUUUGGCUUCAUGCAUCGUCGAAAUUUCAGCGAUAUGGUGCUAUCAAUGUACAUCUGCAAUACCAGGAUGUAAUGAGCCUUUUAACUGGAGAGGCAUGGGGUACUUGGGUAAACCGUGUUCAGACAAUGAAGAUAUUUGUGUCAAACUUAUUGAGAGAAAAGGAGCUCAAAGGGUGAUAACAAGAGACUGUCUCAGUAACUUCAAAGCAUUUAGAACAGACAUUCCAGCAGACACUUACGAAGGCUGUAGAGCUGCAGCAAAGGAUGAGAAUCUUGCGCACUAUGUAAACAAUACUUUAAAGGAACUUGAUAUAAAGAGAAACUGGUAUGAUGAAACAACAUGGUGCUUCUGUUUCCUCGAUCACAGAUGUAACAGCGCUACAUUAAAUUCAACUUCAGUGCUUCUACUAACAAUAUCUUUAUUUUUCUUAUUCAUAAGUAAAAUGUUGUGAUCUUCAACAUGCUGUAGACUAAUACAUAAGUUUAAAAAAGACAAUUUAUUACACAGCGAUCAGUGAUUUAGACUUAUGUGUCUAUAUUCCAAUAUAUGUAAACCUAGACACAAAUUUAUCUUUUAUCUAUGAUCUAUAUAAUGGUUAAAGAAUCUCUUUUAUACAUUUAUACAAAUAAUCAAAUCACAAAUAGUGAACAAGAUAACUUCAAUUGAUUGAUUAUAAUGUAUAUUAAUAGUUAACGCCUAAAGAUAGUCAAAGACUUAUGCAGUAUAUCUAUAAAUAUUACUUUUUGUUCAAGUUAAAGUGUUGAGAAAACUUAUUUUUAUCUCUAAAAUGUAUCUAAUUGAAAGUCUACUAAAACAACCAUAUUUUUGACAUGAUGGUAUUUAAUGGAUAUUGUUAGAAUUUUUUUAGUGCAUUUAUUAAAUAGUAUACUAGUAAAUGCAUCCGCUUGCCAUUUGUAUGGGGAGCGCAUGGUAUUACAAUGAUAAAAGAUAUAUUUAUAACAUUCCGUCCAAUAGUGCCUAUGCAUAAUUAGUUAUAUAAUUGUGACCUGAUAUUUUAAUUUUACACUUAAAAUAAAAUUGUUUCGAAUGGUG
Molecule: messenger RNA, 1215 nt
Organism: Zerene cesonia (dogface butterfly)
Lineage: Eukaryota; Metazoa; Arthropoda; Insecta; Lepidoptera; Pieridae
Gene: crim
Exons: 4
Coding region: 137-613 (158 amino acids)
Biological process (GO): positive regulation of voltage-gated potassium channel activity; regulation of synaptic transmission, cholinergic; sleep
Source: RefSeq, a predicted model, not a curated record